This is a messenger RNA of Misgurnus anguillicaudatus (oriental weatherfish), 3829 nucleotides long. RefSeq names its product ring finger protein 217 (gene rnf217). Lineage: Eukaryota; Metazoa; Chordata; Actinopteri; Cypriniformes; Cobitidae. Gene Ontology annotation, biological process: protein ubiquitination. The record is from RefSeq and is a predicted model, not a curated record. Gene Ontology annotation, molecular function: ubiquitin-protein transferase activity; zinc ion binding.
CUUCGCAGUAGUAAGAUUCAUAAUCUCACCGCCUGCCAAGCGCUCAUAAAACACUUUUGAAGCAUACACGUCAAAGUUUUGAAGUAAUAUGACAUCAGUAACUCGAUAUAGUUAUUUUAAACCAAACGUACGUUUUUCCUGCGUAUUAAAUUUAAAGACAUUUGGACGGUGACUCUUAUCGUAGUCGAUAAGAAGAAGCUUCGACAACAGGGAUUUAUUUUUGUACCUCAUAUGUGGACCCGGAAGUGGUGUAAUAGUUACUCUCUGUGUUUAGUUUGUGACUAUGAAUCAGGGCUGUCUGUGUGUUUUAGCACCGAUGGAAAGUUGACCGCUCGGGAAUGGAAGAUGACUCUUCCGUGCGUGUGAAUGUCACCGAGCAAAUGCCCGGUUAUACAGGACGCGACGGGGAAUCUCUCCGUGUCUCCGGCGGGAUACGAGGCACAGAUUUCGGCCGGGAUGCCCGCAGCGAGCCGAAGGUGCCGUCAACAUCUCUAUUGUUAUCAUCGAAGGACGUUUUGGAGUUUCAGAAACACAAACACGAGUCAGAAGGCAAUACUAAAGAGAAUCACGAAAGAGAAAGCAUACGAGCUGUGGAUAUUUUGAGAAGGAAUUUUGGAUCCACUGUCAGAGAUACAGAAGAUCAGGAGAAAGUGGAAACGGGAUUUGAGAUUGAACUGGAUCGUGAAUUAGAUGAUGGACAAAACCUGGAAAGUAACGUUAACUCGGGAGAUCCUGAGCUGUCAGAUCCUGAUGGGAAUCUUUAUAUUGAUUUUAAGAAACCAGAAGAAGAGCUCAAAGAGCAUGUUUACUGUACAGUGUACACUCUUGCCAAUGACAAUUAUAGGAUAGCUGUCGAGAAAACAUCUGAUGAUGACACGACUUCACCGUCGUCAUCCUCAGAUGGUUCGGUUUUACCUCCCACCGACUCAUACUUAUCGGACCACGAGCCAUAUCCAGUGCCCUAUACAGUGUCCGACCUGAUGAUGUCUGGAUUAAACAACUCUUAUAACAUCCACAGCAGUUUCUCUGUCGUGCUAACGUGUCGCAUUUGUCUCGAUGACAGACAUAUUAUGCCGCUACACUGUUGCAAAAAGGCAGUUUGUGAAGAAUGCCUGAAAAGAUACAUCAGCUCUCAGGUUCACGCAGGUCGGGUACAUUUGGUGUGUCCCAUCACGGAGUGCAGUGGUUUUUUGGACGAGACCAUGGUGGUUUCAAACCUGACCAGUGAGGAGCUUUCAAAAUACAAGUACUUUCUGGAGCUGAGCUUACUGGACUCGAGCACUAAACCCUGCCCGCAUUGCAACCUGUUUACAUCACUAAAGGGACACGGCCAACAGACAUCCGCCAAGGCCGAACACAAGUAUAAGAUUCAGUGCACAGAGUGCCAGUUUGUCUGGUGUUUUAAAUGCCAUGCACCUUGGCACGAAGGGCUGAAGUGUCGAGACUACAGGAAAGGAGAUAAACUGUUGCGUCACUGGGCCAGCGUCAUCGAACACGGGCAGAGAAACGCUCAGAAGUGCCCACGCUGCAAGAUCCACAUUCAAAAGACAGAAGGCUGUGAUCACAUGACCUGCACGCAGUGUAACACAAACUUUUGUUACCGAUGUGGAGAAAAGUACAGGCACCUGCGCUUCUUUGGAGACCACACCUCCAACCUGAGCGUGUUUGGAUGCAAGUACCGCUACCUGCCGGAGAAACCCCAUCUGCGACGGCUGGUCCGAGGCUCCGUUUGUAUGGGUAAGCUGCUGGUGGCUCCUGUGCUUAUCAUCCUGGUGGUGAUCGUGGGAGCUUUGGCUUUGGUCAUAGGCCUGUUUGCUUUGCCUAUCUACUACAUCUGUAAGAGGAGAAGGAAGAACACGCAGGGGUCAGGCCGCUGGUUGUGCUGAGUCAGACAUUUGUCACCUGCUGUAACGAUCACAUUGUGAGGUUUUCCUGUUAGCUGCAUCUUGAAUAUCCUCAAUCCCACGGUGACCUGCUCCUGUCAGAGGGCAAGCGUGACAUUGUUGGCAUGAUGAGCAAAGACGUCAUGAUCUGAGAUCGUGUUCAGGAACUGAUUUGAAUUCAGUUCGUUUUAAAAAUUGGACUGUAGGACUUGACAUAUUUAUCGCCAUUUAUUCACCCUCAUGUCAUUCCAAACCGUGUUGAAAAAUAGUCACUUUUUUCCACAUACUGUAAUGAUGAGCGAGUUACUUUUUUGUGAACUCCCCCACAUGCAUCAGAUGUUAUAAUCUGUAAGCAUUUAAUGCUCAAUGAAUGAAUCUUUACCCAUCUCUCUCUCUCUCUCCCAUCAACUGUGUACUGUGCCAACAUCCGCAGGAAUUUACAACAUCAACAAAACCCGUUUCUGUCUGCUGCACUGUGAAAACCCAAAAUUACAGGAGGAUGCAGGAUAAUGACUAACAUAUAGGUCAUCUCUGCCAUGCAAAACAAUACUGAAUCAUGCAAAGUAUUCAAGCUCCCUGUUUUUGUCAGAACUGAUGGAUAUCUGCGCAUCUAAAGCUAACCAAACGCAGAAUAUACGGUGGCGUCCAAAAGUCUGAGCGAACCAACUUCUGUGGGAUUACAAAUCAGCAAAACAAUCCGAGUUUGCUUUAAUCAUCACGACUUUGCUUAUUUCCAUAUUUUGGUCUCUUUUGAACCCGGCUGUAUCUACAGUACGUGGAUGCACAGCACAUGCAUUGAAUGUUUAUGAACUGCAAGAUUCAUCACAAUAUGUGUUUUUUCUUUCAUUUAAGGUCCAUAAGGUGGAUGCUUGACCUUUAGAUCAUUUGAACCUUGCACACUGAGACGUAGCCACUGGGCGGCACUUUGUUCAUUUAGCAGCAUGAUGCUUGAGACUAUCAUGUUUUAGCCCUGCUGUAAUAUUGCAGUGUUAAAGAUUCAUAUUCACUGUAAAGCAUUGCCAUGUGUUGGGUUUAGUUCAGUUGUUACAAAAAUAAACGGUUACUGACGCAUGCCAACAAAUAUAGGAUGCUGAGGAAUAACUUUAUUCACUCCACUAGUACAUGAUAUUUAAAUAAAAGGCAACCCCUAAAGCUCACUUUUCAGGCCAUGCGACCUGCCCGUCCCAUGUUGAUUUGAUUUAAGCUAGCCAUUAAUACUUAAAACAAAAGCUGGUCUCGAGGAGAGCCGGAAAGGUUGUAACCAUAGCAACAUGCCGGUCGCCAGGAGGAUCGAGAAAAAGAGUUUUAAAGCAUAAAGCAACUUAAUACAUUUAGUACAAAAUCUUCAUAGUGAAAUUUGGUCGUGAGCGGUUGCCAGUUCUCAUUUCAAAGUGGUUAUCAAUUGGAUUUAUAAGACAAUCAUUUGUAGUGAACGCCAUUGUUAUUCUCAGGGAGAAUUUAGUCACAAAUGUGCACUCUUGAGUUAUCUGUAUACAGGACAAAAACACACUCCACAGAAAUAUUAUAGGCGAUAGGCUGAAUGUAUCAGAAGUGCUAUCGCCGCUAGAAAGCUUGAGUGCCAAUGUGGUAUACUUUUUAUUUCACUAGACGGUGCCUUUUACAAAUGGGAUUGGAAGUUUCGUAUAGUUUGAAAGCACUCCUGCUGUGAUCGAUUUCCAAAGACAUUAUCAUAUUUGAUGAAUAUUUCUUCAGCAAUAUUUUAUUCCCGAAAAUUCACUGUAUGUGUCUGAAUCUAUAGCACAACGCCUGUGUUACAUUCACGUUUUUAAAGACGAAAUGCACAUUUGAUGUAUUUUAUUGUUCGUUGUUGAUUGUUACAUUGCUGCUGCCAUUUAUUUUCAGAGUUACAGAGUCGAUUUAGGCCUGCAGACAGCAAACGUGUGUCUUUAUGAUAUUUAAUGAAGAAUUAAACAGAUCUGCCAACA